Aspergillus viridinutans is the source of this 2031-nucleotide messenger RNA. RefSeq names its product Zn(II)2Cys6 transcription factor. Gene Ontology annotation, molecular function: DNA-binding transcription factor activity, RNA polymerase II-specific; zinc ion binding; DNA binding. The coding region runs from base 1 to 2031 and encodes 676 amino acids. The transcript has 6 exons. Lineage: Eukaryota; Fungi; Ascomycota; Eurotiomycetes; Eurotiales; Aspergillaceae. Gene Ontology annotation, biological process: DNA-templated transcription; regulation of DNA-templated transcription. The record is from RefSeq and is a predicted model, not a curated record.
AUGUCCGGCCGUCGUAAUCGUUCUGCAGUUGCAUGCCAAACAUGUCGUCGACGGAAAGUGCGGUGCACCGUUACUGUAACCGGCAUUCCCUGCAUCAAUUGUUCCCAGGAUGGAAUGGAGUGCACAGUCGCGCAACGACGAGGGACGCAGCAGACAAGAAAUCAGCCCCUGCGCGAGAUCCGCGCGGUGCCUCAUCCGAGGUCCAGCCCCAAGCAGAACGACAGGACAUCCCGAGUCGAAUCCGGUGAGACUGUCCGCAGCCACACCGUUUCAAAUCUGCCCAGAAACGUGUCUCAGUCCGGACGAGCUGUUUCGGAGCCAACUGCUGCGACAGGGACGACGACCCCGUAUUCCGAGCAAAGCCGGAUCGAAGACGAAGAGCGCAGUGCCGCUGACUUUGCCACGGCUUCGCUGGCGCCUCGGGAUGCCGAAGCAAAUGAUAUGCCUAUAUACACUGGCGAAUCUCUGGGGUUUUCUGCGGUUUUGGAUGUGCUCGCCACACAGGCUGUCCCCAGACACGUCUUCCGGCCAUCGUCGCAUCCUAGUCUUACCGCUCAGGAUGUCGAGUAUCUGAAGUUUAAAGGAUGCUUGACAUUGCCAUCCAGCGACAUAUGUCGCGAGCUGCUCCGUGCCUAUUUCCACCACGUGCAUCCUAUUCUACCGGUGGUGGAUGCUGCGCAGGUGUUGAAGUUUGAGCAGCAGCAUGACCGACCAGCCGAAUGGAACUUGCUACUCUUGUGGAGUAUUUUCUUCGUGGCAGUCAAUUUUAUUCCUGCCGAGACUUGCACAGUCGCAGGAUACUCUUCCCGGAAAGAGAUGAGGGAAGCCAUGUACUCCCGGGCAAAGUGUAUGUAUAACAAUGGCGGGGACGACAAAAUCACGCAGAUGCAAUCCGCCCUGCUGCUCGGAUUCUGGCACUCGGAGAUGAACAACCACGCCCAGCCCUGGUACUGGACAGGCAUUGCAAUCAACCUCGGCCAGAUCAUGGGUCUCCAUCGUGAUCCCGACGCAAUCAGAUUCAAUCCAGCCAUCAGCGGUCGUCGACGAGCUUUAUGGCGGCGUCUAUGGUGGUCCUGUUUCUUUCGAGACCGCUGGCUGAGUCUCACACUCGGACGUCCGUUGAGGAUCAACCUGCUCGAUUGUGAUCUUCCGAUGCCUUCACCCGCGGAUGUUCUGAGUGACUUGUCCGAGGUGUCGCCAUCGGUGGCAAGCCUGUUCAUCCCGGGGGACCUGGCCCAGUUGAGCGAGUAUUGGAUUCUCCUGCUGCGGCUAUCCAAGAUCCUGGGGGAUGCUCUGACCCUGAGCUAUCAGCCGAAAAGACCAAAUCCUACUAUUGAGCAAGUUGAAGCUAUAGAGUCCGAGCUGCUGACUCUCGAGAUUCCGCACGAAUGUGGCUCUAAGCAGAGCGAGUGGGCACGGUUUGCUGUUUACCACUUGCAGUUACAUUAUCAGUAUGUUAACCUCUCACACUCGUUUCUCGCAACUGACACGAAAAGAGCGUUCCUGAUUACAUUCUACCGUCCUUUUACAAAACGGCUCCCGGAAGGUGUGCCUUCAGUCAAUCAGACAACAUAUCAGUCGGCAAUCCGUGCCAAAGUAGACGCUGCUGCACUGCAGACGAACACCAUCCUCGACGCUUUGGCCCGUGAGAAACUGCUCAACUUUGCCGGCCCAAUGACUCCACCCCUCCUCGUCCCAGCCAUGCACAUCCACCUGCUCAACUGCAAGUCGGACGAUCCUCUCACGCGGCAGCUCAGUCUCAACAAACUCGACUUUUGCAUGUUGAUCCUCAAGGUCAUGCAGGACGUGCACACGGCCGCGUCGUAUUACCGGGGUAUAUUCUCGGAGGCGAUCCGCCAUCUAUCAUCCACAGCGAGUAAGCCAACCGGGCAGGGACCGGUUGUGGUCGAGACGCCGGCGUCUAUCCCAGGCGAACCCACAAUGGAGACGCUGCUCAGCGGUGAUUUUCUGGACGGGUUGAUGGACGAGGCUUCGUUUUUCAAUUUCUGGGAGCCACUCAGUAAUAUGUGA